This is a messenger RNA of Botrytis sinoallii, 2477 nucleotides long. RefSeq lists its product as uncharacterized. The coding region runs from base 1495 to 2295 and encodes 266 amino acids. The transcript is spliced from 2 exons. The record is from RefSeq and is a predicted model, not a curated record. Lineage: Eukaryota; Fungi; Ascomycota; Leotiomycetes; Helotiales; Sclerotiniaceae.
GCUUUCUAUCAAACCCUCCAGCCGAUUUCUGAACGGCGAAGACUCGGCAGCACGAGGGAUGAGAAUGGUGACAUUUAAUUAUUGGUUCGUAUGGCGUUGGUAUAAACUCUGUACAGGAAAUCCGGAACGGAUUCUCUUGCAUUCAUUCUAGAUGCAUUCAUUUGAAGAUCCCCCACACAUUGUUUUAUUUCUUUUUUGUUGCCACGCCGUACAUGGAUAAAACCUCUAAGACCUCGAAAAUCUAGAUCUCAUCACAUGACCCAAUCAACCUAUCACGAUCCAACAACCACAGCAACAUCACCUCAAUCUGACGACAAAGUUGAGACACAGCAAUCAGCAUACAACGUCCCCCUCCAAUCUCCUCUAAGCUAUUCGAUUCAUCAAUGAAUCAUACCAACCUAUCAAACUUUUCCCAUCUCAAACAAUCACAGCAAGAAUGAGUCUUAUCACAUGUUUCACAUAGCAUAAUCUCUAUCAAGAAGAUGAAACCACACUCUGGGUGAACCUUGGCGAGAGAUUUGAAGCAGAGCUAAAUUUAAGCAUGAUUUGAUACAUGCCAUCAUGUGCCAUCAGAUCUUCGGACCUUGUAGACCUGAUGUUCUGAUGGAAUUAUAUUUGUAUUUUUGCCGAUGUUCCGAAUUGGAAAGAUGGGUUGAAAUAGAGGAGGAAGAGAAAGAGGGUCUGACAACAAGAAAGUUCACGAACGGGAUCCUUGGGUAUGGUGAUAGAUUGUGCUAACAUUCACUCACUUUGAUGAUCAUUCAAGAGGGGCGUCUUCCAUAUCCAAAUUAGAAUUCCUCUCAUAUGCCAUACACAGCUCUCCCUUCGAAUCCUCUACAUCUCCCUCCUUACAAUUAUUUCAUAGCUGUAGCUUCCCCUCUAGUCUGUGCAUCCAUCAAAGAACCCGCUAACCCCUCUGUCCAAAACAAGCUUUCCAGAUAAAAGCUCUGAAUUUCAGAAUGAAGGCAGUGCGACUACUGCUCCAAACCAUCUCUACCUCACCUCACCUCAAUUUGCCUCAUUCGCCCUACCAUGACUUGUGCGCAAAUUCCUUAGCCGAUUUCAGAACCGUCUGAAGUAUACCACUCUGUUAAUUCUCCGGUAAAAAUUCCAUCUCACACAAUCACGGCAUGAUUUAGCGUGGCUGAGCACUGAUCGUGAAGCCUAUAUCAAACCUUCAAACCUUCAAACAUCUCCUCUGGCACUGUUUGAGAAUCUACACUUGAACAGCAUUUCUCCUACAUAUGUAUAUAACCUCCUCGCAAACCACAUCCGAUAUUUAUAUAAACUCGAACCAAACUUUCUAAUACACUCUUUAUUAAUUACUCCCUUUUUCGCGGCUAGUCCUGCUGAAUUACUCUCCUUAAUAUAUUAAAAUUGAAAUUUGAUAUUUCAUCCUCAUUCCUUAGAUUUACUGGUAAUUCUUCUCUUCAUAUUAUUAAACAAGAUUAGUUCGUCUCAUAUACCCAACGAUAUCCAAACCAAAACUUCAAAAUGCAAUAUUCAUUUACCGCUCUUACACUCGCCGUCUUGGCAACGGCUAUCCACGCCUCUCCUAUUCAGUUGGAGACGAGAGAUAUAAUAGCAAUCGCUGAUCCUAACGCUGCCAAUACUACAAUGGCCGCUCCUCCGGCGCCCCCAUCCGGUGCUCCUGCUCCCCCCGCACCCGCUGAUGCAGCCAAUGUUACGAUGCCUGCACCCCCUGCUCCUCCAGCAGGUGGUGCAGCCCCUCCAGCUCCAGCUGCAAAAGCCAAUGGCACAAUGCCAGCCCCGCCAGCCCCUCCCGCCGGUGGUUCAGCUCCACCAGCUCCAGCUGCAAAAGGCAACGGCACAAUGCCAGCCCCGCCUGCUCCUCCUGCCGGUGGUCCAGCCCCGCCUUCUGAUGCAGCCAACACCACAAAGCCAGCUCCCCCCGCUCCCCCAGCUGGUGGCCCAGCUCCUCCAGCUCCUCCAGCCCCUGGUAGCGCAACAAACACCACCGCGCCCCCUGCCGAGGCCCGCGAUCUAACCUCCUUUUCCAUCACGGACACCCCCAAAGCAAACACGACCAGUUCUGCCAACACCACCACCAUAACCGCCACUGUGACCGAUCCAACCACCAACACCACCGGUACCGUGUUCCCUGGAACCGCUGCAAAUUGCACUACAUUCUUCAUUGUCUCAAUGGGAGAUACAUGCGAUAUUGUUGAUGCGAAGAAUGGGAUCACGUUGGAUACCUUGAGGAGUUUAAAUACCGAGAUUGAUGCUGGUUGUGCGAAUUUGAGUGUGGGACAGGCGCUUUGUGUUAAGACUUAGGUGUCGGGUGGUUUAGGAAGAGAAGCAAGGGAAGUAAAAAAUAGAACUUGGAAAGUUUCAAAGUAUGUUUGUUGUAGUCAAGACAAGUCGAAAGGUUGUCAUUAGCCAUAACUGCAAGGCCACUCAAUCAAUUACUACCUAGUCAUCAUUAGAUUUUAGUCAAUAGAAGCAUUUUCCCAAGU